This is a messenger RNA of Oncorhynchus masou masou (cherry salmon), 1215 nucleotides long. It is a transcript of the gene mlana, whose product is annotated as melan-A. Bases 178 to 510 code for a protein of 110 amino acids. NCBI's taxonomy places the organism in Eukaryota, Metazoa, Chordata, Actinopteri, Salmoniformes, Salmonidae. Gene Ontology annotation, cellular component: melanosome. The transcript has 5 exons. The record is from RefSeq and is a predicted model, not a curated record.
CGGUCAUGAGCAUUCCUUUCCUCCCCUCACAGUUCUAACCUGUUCUCAAGUCAGAGAUAUAAGCAAAGAAAAGUGAGACUGAGAGCUUUCGGGAAAGCGCUGAGAAGCAAUUUAGAAGGACCGGACCCUUCACAAUCUAAUUAUCUACUUUGGGUGUAAAAGUCUGGAUGGAAAGAGAUGCCUCGCGGUGACUUCAACGUUUAUUUUGCAAGCAGAGGAGGACAGCAUGUCAGGGCCGAAGAGGCAGCUGGCAUAGCUCUGUUGGUUGUAAUUCUCGCAGCCCUUCUCAUCGUCGGAUGCUGGUAUUUCAAGCGGAGAAGCGGGUACAAAAUGAUCAGGAGCCCAAGAUCAGGGUCCCCGCCAGGAUUCAGUGGAGGACAGUUCAGCCAGCGAAGAGCUGCAGCCGAAAACAAGAUGGGCCUCAGUGAGCUCCGACCUGUGCUUCCCAAUGCCCCUCCUGCCUAUGAGAAGAUCUCAUCAGGACCCCUACCUCCUCCCUACUCGCCCUAAUAACAACAGUCCUCUGUGGGAUAACCAAAAAGAUGAAACUUCAUGUGUUAUGUCAUUAAACACAUGAUCAAACUUGUGAAGAACAAAUAUUUUGCACUCUAUUCACUAUCACAAGUUUAUAGAAGUAUUCUUCAAUAAAUAAAUAAAUGUUUUGGGGGGGGGACACUGUAGUUUCAUGUUAAUGUUCUGACCUUUUAGCUCCACAAGCUUUUAUUUCUGAAUGCUGCUCAAAGAACAAGACUUUCUAUCAAUCCCUGUAUAUCUAACAUAACAAUGUUGUACUUUGGAAGUUGUUUGUUCAUUUCAGUGAUAACCUAGCUUCCGCCGAGUCCCCAACAAACCGGAUGUUCUGGUUUUCAGGAGGAAUGGAAAGCGAGCCUGAGACGCAACUUCCGCUUUUGGACGCUUACAAGGCGACGCUCCAUCUUAACUCCUCCUCCACAUUUACUGGAUUGGUUGAACAGUGCAGAAUAGAACCUCCCCGGACUAUUCUUUUUCUUCUCGUCAAGACCAGUAUGUAGGGGUCCUAGUAUCAGGUGUUUAUUUUAUGCCUGCUACAUUACAUUAGUGACAACCAAAUGUGUAGCAGCAAUUGAGAAUUCUUCUGAAGUUAAUGACAACAGCUUACCGGCUUGAUUGUUUGCUUAUAUAUUUCAAAAUAUACUUAUGAGGAUUUGGAAAUGAUACAUUUCAAUAAAGAACUUA